Monosiga brevicollis MX1 is the source of this 921-nucleotide messenger RNA. RefSeq lists its product as uncharacterized. Bases 1 to 921 code for a protein of 306 amino acids. The transcript has a single exon. The record is from RefSeq and is a predicted model, not a curated record. NCBI's taxonomy places the organism in Eukaryota, Choanoflagellata, Craspedida, Salpingoecidae.
AUGGCCUCGGUUCCGCCGCUAGUCCCGGCACAGCUGCGCCCCACUCGGAGAAGAAAGGGUCGCGCCACUACGCUCCCCAAUCUCGAGUCCUCGGACAUGGACGCCACUUCUACAUCCGCCAUCAGUCAUCGACCCAAGGUCCCUGUCGUUGUGCGCGCCAGCCCUGCUAGCAGACGAGGCAGCGAACCAGCUCCCAAGCGCCGGCUGGCUGAUCGCAUUACCUCCUCUCCUGCUCGGCUUGCUUCUGGUGCGCUGAGCGUACCAGGAGCAGAGCCGGAGAUCAAGCCCACGGAACCACGGCGUGUGCUCCAAACAAGAGCCCGCUCGUGCGAUCACGCAUCAACCGUCUCUGCUGAGGCAUGGGAAGAAUGGCUCACGCAAGCACCAGCAUCAACCACCGCCGUCUGGCUGAUUCUUCCAAGAGUCCAAGCGAGGGCUGCGCGGCGUACUGGUCCCGAAGCUGACCCCACAAGACCCUCAUGGGUGUCGCUCACCGAGACGGGGCUUCGCUGGGGCUGGAUUCGGGGCCACCUCAAGCCAAGCGGGGCACCAAACUACGAAGUGUGUGCCCUCUUUACACGUAUUUCACCAAAGACGCGUUGGAGCUUUGGCAAUCAGCAGAUUCUAGAACAACUUCUCGACGCCAACCAGGUGGUACCGGCUGUCGCCCAAGCGCUUGCCCCCACCCUGUCCUCGCCACAAUGGGAGGAACUGCACGCAGUCGGCCGGGGUGAGGCACCUCCUGAUCUUCUCGUAGCUUUGCAGCCAAGCGCCAGUGCUAAGCGUAACUGGGAGGCUUUCCCCCUGAGAGUGCGGCGCAACAUGCUGCAAUGGGUCCACGAUGCGCGGGAUCUUCACAUUCGAGCACAACGUAUUGCCGAGAUUGCUGCACAAGCCGAGAUCAACCUUCAAGCUCGCUAG